AGUAAGUACUGCUUACUUUUUGCGACUGACUGUCACAAGAACGCAAUUGGCCUGAGACUAUUUGCGACUUCUGUCUCAAGCACACCGAUGCGCACAGAUGGACGGAAGGCGAGUGAAUUGAGGGAGAUAAGCAUAGUCUACGAGAGGCUGGAUAGAGUGGAUGGGUCAGCCAGAUUCGGUUUCGGCGAGACAAAAUCGCUUGCUUCAGUAUCAGGGCCGAUCGAGGUCCGCGCCAACCUCGAGCUGCCGUCACAGGCGACGCUGGACAUCCACAUCCGACCACUCGCCUCUAUCUCCGGGACGGACUCCAAAGCACUCUCCGCGACACUCAAAGGCAUACUGUCUCCAGCCCUCCUUCUCUCUCAUCACCCCCGGACGCUCGUGCAGAUAGUCGGCCAGGCCUUAUGCGGGACCGACAGCGGCAGCGGGAUGGGAAGCGUCGGACGCGGUUGGAGCGCGAACCUCAUUGCGAGCUUGGUGAACGCAAGCAGUGCAGCACUGAUCAGCGCGAGCUCUGUGCCAAUGCGGGGCAUCGUAUGUGCUGUUGCUGUGGGACGGCUGCCGUCCGAAUCUGCAUUGAAGCUGGUACUCGAUCCUUCCGAGGCAGAGAUGCCUCGCCUUUCUGGUGGAGGCUGUUUCGCUUUCCUAUUUUCGGUCGUCCUGUCUUCUGCUUCUUCGAGCACCCAGGAGGUUCCGCCAUGUUCGCUGCUCUGGACGAACUACACCACCAACACGCCGUUCGACGAAGCUGAGCUGAAGCGCGCGCGGGAACUUGCAGAGGGCGGUGCGCGGGAAGUCUGGAAGAUACUGAAGGAGAGCAUAAGCACGAUGGAUGCUUCGCAUGCCAGCACUAUCCAGAAGACAAGGGCGGAACCGGAGGCGAUGGAGGAAGUCCCUUCCCAUGCCGAAGAUAGCGACGACGCAAAGAUGGAGAUAUGAAGGGGUGCCUCGCGUUGCAGUCGUUCUCUACAGGGCCACCCGACCCCAGCAGCGACAAGCUGUGCGUCCGGAAUGCAAUGACGAGGCCACCUCAUGGGACUGUGCCCGAGAGGCAGCAAAUAUCUCCUCUUCGCGAAGUCUUUGCAGCCGCCGAUGUGCCCUGCACGUUUGGGCGCUACUACACAGGCCGCAGUCCCCCCAAGGGCCGCAGUC
Molecule: messenger RNA, 1152 nt
Organism: Rhodofomes roseus
Lineage: Eukaryota; Fungi; Basidiomycota; Agaricomycetes; Polyporales; Fomitopsidaceae
Product: ribosomal protein S5 domain 2-type protein
Exons: 3
Coding region: 88-939 (283 amino acids)
Biological process (GO): poly(A)-dependent snoRNA 3'-end processing; nuclear mRNA surveillance; U4 snRNA 3'-end processing
Cellular component (GO): nucleolus; cytoplasmic exosome (RNase complex); nuclear exosome (RNase complex)
Source: RefSeq, a predicted model, not a curated record